GUCAUGCAACGCCCGUCUAUCUCCACAGACCACAGCCACCACGUCGGUUUCGCCGCCUUCGGCCUCGUCUAAAAAGUUGUCGUCGUCGUCGUCCGCGUGUCCGUCCGGGGAAAGCAACUAAAUUACGCGCGCGCACCACCACCGCCCAAGAUCCGCCGAUGUCCACGCCCGUCCCGGCCGACGCGCCGGCGCCGGAAGCGGCCGCCGUCGAUGGCGUCGGCGAGCAGCAAGAGCCGGCCGCCGGCGGCGUGAGGUCGAUGGUGGAGCGGUGGAAGAUGGAGGGCGCGCCGGCGCGGGCGCGGCUGCUGCUCCGGGCGCUCGCGUGGCUCUUCUCCCUCCUCGCCCUCGUCGUCAUGGCGUCCAACCAGCACGGCGGCAGCCAAGACUUCCGCCAGUACCCCGAGUACAACUACUGCCUGGGCAUCUCCAUCGUGGCGUGGCUGUACGCCACGGCGCAGGUCCUGCGCGACGCCCACCGGCUCGGCUCCGGGCGGGACCUGAUCGGGACGAGGAAGGCGUCGGCCCUCGUCGACUUCGCCGGAGACCAGGUCGUCGCUUACUUCUUGAUAUCUGCCAUGUCCGCGGCGGCGCCGGUGACGGACUACAUGCGCCAGAAAGCGGACAACCUGUUCACCGACUCGGCGGCGGCGGCCAUCAGCAUGGCCUUCUUCGCCUUCGUGGCCAUCGGCCUCUCUGCUCUCGUCUCCGGGUACAGCCUUUCCAUGGAAGUCCUUGUAUAGUCUCCUGCACAUACAAUUCUCACUUCUCUCCUGUCACAAUGUCACAUUACAUGAUUACAAAUUACAAUAGUGUGCAUAUACACCUCCAAUUGAUUGGUGAUCGUUGAUUAAUAAGUCAGUAAACGAGAGUGUUAAUAUUUUUGUAACUUAAGGUCUGUAUGGAAUCAUUGAUGCCAGAAUCCUACUAAGUAGAUAGAUCUGUUUGAUUAGAACUGUUUAAUUUACAUAGACCUGAAGAAUAUGCAUAUGCUCUCCCCGGAUCAUGUCCCCCAAAACAGCCUUUGCUGCUGGGAGAGGCUAAGUAUACAAAUAAUCGGUCGAAAGAAUAAGAGAAGAAUGGGUUAAAAAAAGAUUAUGAGCAUAUACUAUACAGCAGGGGCGGAGCUGCCCUUUAGCAUUGGGGUCGUCAGACCCCGACGAAUUUCAGCAUAUCCUAUAGAAAAUUACUGUACACUAUGGUAGAUGACCCCAUUAUCCAACACUGCAGACCCCGGUGAGAUUUUCGGCCGGCUU
This is a messenger RNA of Panicum virgatum (switchgrass), 1253 nucleotides long. RefSeq names its product CASP-like protein 4B3. NCBI's taxonomy places the organism in Eukaryota, Viridiplantae, Streptophyta, Magnoliopsida, Poales, Poaceae. The transcript has 3 exons. The record is from RefSeq and is a predicted model, not a curated record. Bases 159 to 740 code for a protein of 193 amino acids.